AAUAGCACGUUGUACAGAUUGUCUACAAGCAGUCGAGAUGAUUGCGGGAAUCUUCUUGUUGACAAAAUGGAUCCGGAUGCCCAGAUGCGUCUAGGAAAAUUGUUGGACGACGUUGACGAGCCGUCAUUGUCUUCUGCGGAGAGGGCCACUUAUGGAGUACUGACAGGACAUCUCGACUCGUUGUUGGCUAUGUCCAACUGUUGGGAAGACAAGCUGUGGGCGCACUGCAAGUCAUUGAGCGAACAAAUGUUCGACGAGUUUCGCAGUGGUAUGGCCACAAGCGCUUCUUCGCCGGCUCUGCGCUUUUCACAAAUAUUUCCCAAAUUGGGACUCAGCGAUGAUGACUUUAAAGGAGGAUUUUUUUGCAACGUGCAAAAAUUUCUGGCGCUGAGGCACUACGACGCCCUUAUCCGCUACUUGGACAAUGCCAUGAGUCAAAACAGUGCUUUUAACAGACAUAGAGCAAGAUUCUCUUGUCACCUAGUUUUUCAGCUAAGGUCGUUUGGAGUCGACAUAGAAGAGCGCACGUACAAUCUGCUGAUUGAACACUACGUUAAAGUGUUGAUCAGCGACCGACGCGUCUCGCUUAUUCCCUUUUACGUUUCGAAACUUCGAAGAGAUCUCCAAAUCCUUUGGUACGCCAAGUUUUUAGAAGACGUAUUUGACUCAUCUGAGAGGCAGCGGUACCUUGCUCAAGCGCGAGAGCACAAUCUUGAUGUAUAUUCUAUAUGUCUGGCCGUCGCCGAACAGCUCAGAAAACAUUAUUUGGCUCUUGUCGGCAACAGUGGCCAUCCGGAAACUGGUUCAUUGACUACGUCUGAGUUUUCAUUGCGCAAAAGUGUAACUGAGGACGAAGAGAAGGUGAUCAGCGCAAUAGAAUGGCUGUUGUUUGAACCGGAUAUGCUAAUGGCUGAAGCGGUACGUGAAGCCGGUGCUCUUGGACGAGUGUUUCUGCUUAAUGAAAAUCUGGCAGCUGUGGAGAAGUUGUUCGAUAUUUUGCCCGACAAUGCGGACGAGGCGGCUAUAGACAUUUGGAAGGAGCAGAAUGACGACGCGUCCGGCGCCCUGACUACGGAGCAGAAAAAUAUUCUGAAGGACUACCACAGCAUCAGAAUCUAUAUAGUAGGGUGA
Messenger RNA from Soboliphyme baturini, 1131 nucleotides. NCBI's taxonomy places the organism in Eukaryota, Metazoa, Nematoda, Enoplea, Dioctophymatida, Soboliphymatidae. The record is from the annotation of a GenBank genome assembly.